AUGGAACUUUUUUCCAGUCAGAACCAAUUCAUUCCCAACUACAAAUGUGACAUCCUGAACAAUCUCAUAUCUGUUCUUGGAACUCUUGAUCCUGAAUAUUCUUUUACUAUUGAAGACAUUUUACGCAUUUAUAAGGUUCCCCAGUUCCUAUAUGGCCCUCCUCCAAGUAUGAAUGGUAAAACUGAUAUCCCCUUCUAUUACCACAUGGUUCCAGGUGAAGACUUAAAUUAUAGAGGAAUUCUUCAGCUACUUGUCCAUUUCAGGUGGACCUGGGUUGGGAUUCUUGUGAAAGGAGAAGUUGGAGCAAAAUUUGAACAACUGAUAUUUUCAUGGUUUUCUCUCCAUGGUAUCUGUAUUGCUUUCUUAGAACAAAAACUUGGGACAAUUUAUAUCAGUAAUGUGGAUGAUGGUCUGAAAUGGUUUGUGGAGACAUUUCAUCUUUUUACUAACAGCAAAGCUAAUGUUGUGAUAAUCAAUGAUAAAUAUGUUUUACAUUUAAGAUGGUUGUUAUAUCUACCUGAAAUGGAAAUGGUUUCUAUAAAACCAAAAGGUACAGUAUGGAUUGUGGCUUCCCAAAUCAGUAUUGCUUCAUUCUUUUAUCAGAAAAGCUGGGACAUACAAGUUCUCCAUGGUGCGCUGUCCUUUGCAGGUUACUCAAAUGAGGUUGAAGGAUUCCAACAUUUUCUUCAGACAAGAAGCCAUUUCUCAUUCUUUCCCCAAGAUGGUUUCAUUAAAGAUGUAUGGGAACAUGCAUUUGGCUGUGUAUUUCCAGACCCGUUUGUGAAUCAGGAAACUGAGGGUAUCUGCACCGGGAAAGAGAAACUGGAGAGCCUUCCUGGGGCUUUUUUUGAAAUGAGGCUGACCAGUCCCAGUUACAGCAUAUACAAUGCAGUGUAUGCUGUGGCACAUGCUUUACAUGCCAUACAGGUGGGUCAACAACCACAUAGGAGAAGGUUGAGCAUCAGGAAACCUAAUCUUCAGGAUGUACAGCCAUGGCAGCUUCACUUCUUUUUGAAAAGAAUUGCAUUUAACAACAGUGCUGGGGAUGAAAUUUCCUUUGAUGAAAAAGGAGAACUGGUUACAGGACUGGAUAUUGAGAACUGGGUCACAUUCCCCAACCAAUCCUUGCAUCGAAUGAAAGUUGGGAAGCUGGAUCCCUGGGCUGCUGAAGACCAAAUGUUCACCAUUCAUGAGGAAGCCAUCACGUGGCCUAGUGCUUUCAACCAAACACGGCCUAUUUCAGUGUGUACUGAGAGCUGCUCCCCUGGUAAUUUCAAAAGAAAGCAGGAGGCAAAGCCGUUUUGCUGCUAUGAUUGUCAUCCAUGUCCCAAAGAGAAAAUAUCAAGCCAGAAGGACAUGGAUGACUGUUCCAAAUGUCCAGAUGGUCAAUAUCCAAAUAAGAACCACGAUUCAUGUCUUACCAAGAGAAUUUCAUUCUUAUCCUAUGAGGAACCAAUGGGAAUAUGUCUACUGAUUCUGGCACUUUUCUUUUCUGCCUGCACAAUUCUGGUUCUGGCAACAUUUUUGAAACAUCACCAAACUCCCAUCGUCAAGGCCAAUAACCGAAAUCUCACCUAUGUUCUACUUAUCUCCCUUCUCCUCUGUUUCCUUUGCUCACUGCAGUUCCUCAUUGCACCAGGCAAUAUAAUAUGUCUCCUCCGACAAAUUAGCUUUGGCAUCAUCUUCUCAGUGGCCGUGUCUUCUGUGCUGGCAAAAACCAUCACUGUGGUUCUGGCUUUCAUGGCCACCAAGCCAGGAUCCAGGAUGAGGAACUGGGUGGGAAGAGGUCUGGCCAUCUCCAUUGUUCUUACUUGUUCCCUGAUUCAAGCUGGCAUCUGUACAGUGUGGCUCAUCACAUUUCCUCCUUUUCCUGACAUUGACACACAUUCAGAAAGGGAAGAAAUCAUAUUGCAAUGCAAUGAAGGCUCAUCUACCAUGUUCUACUGUGUCCUGGUCUACAUGGGCUUUCUGGCAACUGCCAGUUUCACAGUAGCAUUUUUCUCCAGGAAUCUCCCCAGCAGUUUCAAUGAAGCCAAAUGCCUCACAUUCAGCAUGCUGAUCUUCUGCAGUGUUUGGAUCUCUUUUGUUCCAUCUUACCUGAGCACCAAAGGCAAAUACAUGGUGGCUGUGGAGGUUUUCUCCAUUUUGGCCUCCAGUGCAGGGUUGCUUGUCUGCAUAUAUUUCCCCAAAUGUUAUAUUAUCAUCGUUUUGCCACAUCUUAACAAUAGAGAACAACUAAUUAAAAGAAAAAGUUAA
Messenger RNA from Pantherophis guttatus, 2256 nucleotides. RefSeq names its product vomeronasal type-2 receptor 26-like. Gene Ontology annotation, molecular function: G protein-coupled receptor activity. Gene Ontology annotation, biological process: G protein-coupled receptor signaling pathway. Gene Ontology annotation, cellular component: plasma membrane. Lineage: Eukaryota; Metazoa; Chordata; Lepidosauria; Squamata; Colubridae. The record is from RefSeq and is a predicted model, not a curated record.